GGUGAAGGGAACUACAACUUUUCCAGAGCCUAAGGAUCAUUCCAAGGGGGCACGCGGAGUCCCCGCGGCGCGUUGGCCAGCGAGGCCCAGUGCUGAUAGCCCGGCGGGGCCCGGCGCGUGGGAUGUGACGGGACGAGCGAGUCGCGGGGCAGGAGAAUAAUUCAAGAGCUUUGCAGACAGGGCAGGGGGAGGGGAGCGAGUGAGCGCGCUAGGGAUCAUCGCCCAAUUCCCCGCUCCGCUCCCUCGCAAGGGCCGCCGGCCGCGGCUCGCCAGAGGCCAGGUUUGAAUGCGAAAGGGAGGCCGAGGUCUCUGACGUUUGCCCUGCACGAGGCGCUCUACAGGGCCGGCUGCGGCUGCUGAAUGCAGCUCGGUGGGGGCUUGCGGCCGGGGACCCGGGUGCGAAUUGAGGCCAAGCCCUAACCGAGAGAUUAAAAAAAAAUCAGGUCCAUUUAAAGUUGCUGCCGGAGCGCGGCUCUCAUUGGUUAGGGGAGAGCUGGAGGAGCAGGGACACACACAGUGCGUGCAGCCUUCACUGCUGCUGCGCUGCUGCUAGAGAAGCUGCUGCUGGAGCUGGAGUUGUCUCUGCUGCUUUCCCUUGCUGCAGCAGCAGUACAAACGUGACUUCCAACAUUUUUAUUUAUCUUCUCCUUUCAAUCCUUUUCCUUUUGCAAGAUGUAACUACAGCUCAGACACUAAGGACGUACAGAUCGCUUAAGUGGCUUGGGAAAGAGAAAAGGGGAUAUCAAGGGCGUCGUUUUUUGUGUUGGGGAGAAAAUUUCCAUUAUGAAUGUUUCUCUAAAGUGAUUUUUUUUUUGUUUGCUUCGCAUUCGUUUUUUUCCCCCCAUUCCCCAUAUCUCGGAUUUAUUGCAAAGAAAAUCCCGUUGUGAGGCAAGAAAGUCGGAUUACAAGAUACUACUACAAACAAAAACUGGAUUUUUGAGGGGCAUUUUAGCAAAAAAUUGUUGCGGCUUUACUUCAUGAAGCAAUUGUCCCCUUUUGCAAACAGAAUUUGGAUACCAGAAUGAGUAAAGAAAGACCCAAGAGGAAUAUAAUUCAAAAGAAAUACGAUGACAGUGAUGGGAUUCCAUGGUCAGAGGAGAGGGUGGUACGAAAGGUCCUUUACUUAUCUCUAAAGGAGUUCAAAAAUGCACAGAAGAGGCAACAUGGUGACGGCAUUAAUGGGAGUCUCAAGACUGUGAAUGGACUUCUCACUAAUGGCCCAUCGAAGGGAUUAGGACCAGGAUCAGAACAGUCAGAGAACGAGAAGGACGAUGCAUCGCAAGUGUCCUCAACUAGCAAUGAUGUUAGUUCUUCAGAUUUUGAAGAAGGGCCAUCAAGGAAGAGGUUAGUGGCGUUCACAAUUGCCAACUUUCAUGCGAGAGAAGAAGGCAUUGAAGAAGGUGCCAACAACAUCAGCGCCAGCAACCUCAAUGCCAUGGGCUGCAUUGCUGACUACCUUGGCAUUCGUUAUCUUAGUAAUGACCGAACAGAUCCAGCAUUGCACCCCUAA
Messenger RNA from Trachemys scripta elegans, 1510 nucleotides. RefSeq names its product protein Jumonji-like. The transcript is spliced from 4 exons. The record is from RefSeq and is a predicted model, not a curated record. Bases 1022 to 1510 code for a protein of 162 amino acids. NCBI's taxonomy places the organism in Eukaryota, Metazoa, Chordata, Testudines, Emydidae.